This is a messenger RNA of Mesocricetus auratus (golden hamster), 5715 nucleotides long. RefSeq names its product myosin VC (gene Myo5c). Bases 102 to 5303 code for a protein of 1733 amino acids. Gene Ontology annotation, biological process: vesicle transport along actin filament; actin filament organization. The record is from RefSeq and is a predicted model, not a curated record. NCBI's taxonomy places the organism in Eukaryota, Metazoa, Chordata, Mammalia, Rodentia, Cricetidae. The transcript is spliced from 41 exons. Gene Ontology annotation, molecular function: microfilament motor activity; ATP binding; actin filament binding. Gene Ontology annotation, cellular component: actin cytoskeleton; myosin complex; vesicle.
CUCGGGUAAGGGAGCCGUGGCACUUGGGGAAAACUUGGCAAGAUGGCCCGGCGCUGACUGUCUGGCGCGCACGGUCCCCUGCAGCAGCAGCGCGGAGGCCCAUGGCGGUGGCCGAGCUCUACGCGCAGUACAACAGGGUUUGGAUCCCUGAUCCUGAGGAAGUCUGGAAGUCGGCUGAAAUUGAAAAGGACUACAGAGUUGGUGACCGAGUCCUCCGACUCCUGCUAGAGGAUGGAACGGAGCUGGACUACCCUGUUGACCCAGGGUCACUGCCUCCACUUAGAAACCCGGACAUCCUUGUGGGUGAGAAUGACCUCACAGCCCUCAGCUACCUCCACGAGCCAGCAGUGCUGCAUAACCUCAGAAUCCGCUUUGCAGAGUCCAAGCUCAUCUAUACCUACAGCGGAAUCAUCCUGGUGGCCAUGAACCCUUACAAACAGCUGCCCAUCUAUGGGGAUGCCAUCAUCCAUGCCUACAGCGGACAGAACAUGGGUGACAUGGACCCACACAUCUUUGCCGUCGCAGAGGAGGCUUACAAGCAGAUGGCCAGGAACAAUAGAAAUCAGUCCAUAAUCGUGAGUGGGGAGUCAGGAGCUGGGAAGACUGUUUCUGCACGCUACGCCAUGAGGUACUUUGCCACUGUCAGCAAAUCCAGCAGCAACACCCACGUGGAGGACAAAGUCCUGGCAUCCAAUCCCAUCACUGAGGCUGUUGGAAAUGCCAAGACUACCCGCAAUGACAACAGCAGUCGGUUUGGGAAAUACACAGAAAUCAGCUUUGAUGAGAGAAAUCAGAUCAUCGGUGCCAAUAUGAGAACCUACCUCCUGGAGAAAUCCAGAGUUGUCUUUCAGUCAGAAAAUGAACGGAAUUACCACAUCUUCUAUCAGCUCUGUGCAUGCGCGCAACAGUCAGAAUUUAAACAUCUUAAACUAGGGAGUGCUGAGGAGUUCAACUACACGAGAAUGGGAGGUAACACUGUCAUUGAGGGUGUAAGUGACAGAGCUGACAUGGCAGAGACGCAGAAGACCUUCACACUGCUGGGUUUCAAGGAAGAUUUUCAGAUGGAUGUUUUCAAGAUCCUCGCCGCCAUCCUACAUCUGGGUAAUGUGCAGGUCACCACCGUGGCCAACGAGAGGUCUUCAGUCAGUGAGGAUGACAGUCACCUGAAGGUAUUCUGUGAGCUCUUGGGCCUGGAGUCUAGCAAAGUGGCUCAGUGGCUAUGCAAUAGAAAAAUCAUGACUACCUCGGAGACUGUGGUAAAGCCCAUGACCAGGCCUCAGGCCAUCAAUGCCAGAGACGCACUGGCCAAAAAGAUCUACGCUCACCUGUUCGACUUCAUUGUAGAGAGAAUCAACCAGGCCCUGCACUUCUCAGGCAAGCAGCACACUUUUAUUGGCGUUUUGGACAUUUAUGGUUUUGAGACCUUUGAUGUCAACAGCUUUGAACAGUUCUGCAUCAAUUAUGCUAAUGAAAAGCUGCAGCAGCAGUUUAACCUGCACGUCUUUAAACUUGAGCAAGAGGAAUACAUGAAGGAAGACAUCCCUUGGACUCUGAUAGACUUCUAUGACAAUCAACCCGUUAUUGACCUGAUUGAAGCAAAAAUGGGCAUUUUGGAGUUGUUGGAUGAAGAAUGCUUGUUGCCUCAUGGAACGGAUGAAAACUGGCUUCAAAAGCUGUACAACAAUUUCAUCAACAAGAACCCUUUAUUCGAAAAGCCCAGAAUGUCAAACACAUCCUUCAUCAUCCAGCACUUCGCUGAUAAGGUGGAGUACCAGUGUGAAGGCUUCCUGGAGAAGAACAGAGACACUGUCUAUGACACGCUGGUUGAAAUCCUCAGAGCGAGCAAGUUUCAUCUCUGCGCCGCCUUUUUCCAAGAAAACCCUGCUCCGUCUUCUCCCUUUGGUGCAACGAUCACAGUUAAAUCUGCAAAGCAGGUCAUCAAGCCAAACAGCAAGCACUUCCGGACCACAGUCGGGAGCAAGUUCCGCAGCUCUCUGUACUUGCUCAUGGAAACCCUCAAUGCCACCACACCCCACUACGUUCGGUGCAUCAAGCCAAAUGAUGGGAAGUUGCCCUUUGAGUUUGACUCCAAACGAAUCGUCCAGCAGUUGCGAGCCUGUGGUGUUUUAGAAACAAUUCGCAUCAGUGCCCAGAGCUACCCUUCCAGGUGGACAUACCUGGAGUUCUACAGUCGCUAUGGCAUCCUCCUGACCCAGCAGGAGAUGUCCCUCAGUGAUAAGAAGGAGGUGUGCCAGGUGGCUUUGCACAGGCUCAUCCAGGAUUCUAACCAAUACCAGUUUGGUAGAACCAAAAUUUUCUUCAGAGCAGGACAAGUGGCUUAUUUAGAGAAACUCCGCUUGGAUAAACUGAGGCAGGAUUGUAUUAUGAUUCAAAAGCAUGUGCGGGGCUGGCUGCAGAGGAAGAAGUUCCUCCGAGAGAGACAAGCUGCCCUGACAAUCCAGCAGUACUUCCGGGGUCAGAAAACAGUGAGGAAGGCCAUCACCGCCACUGCUUUGAAGGAGGCCUGGGCAGCCAUCAUCCUCCAGAAACAUUGCCGAGGGUACCUGGUCCGCAACCUGUACCAGUUGAUCCGAGUGGCCACCAUCACCAUCCAGGCCCACACAAGGGGCUUCCUGGCCAGGAGGCAGUACCACAAGUUGCUGCAGGAGCACAAGGCUGUGAUCCUUCAGAAGUACGCGAGGGCAUGGCUGGCCCGGCGCAGGUUCCAGAGCAUCCGAAGGUUUGUGCUCAACAUCCAGCUGACUUACAGGGUCCAGCGUUUGCAGAAGAAGUUGGAGGACCAGGGCAGAGAGAACCACGGACUGGUGGAGAAGCUGACCAGCCUGGCCGCUCUGCGGGCUGGCGACCUGGAAAAGAUUCAGAAGCUGGAAGCGGAGCUGGAAAGAGCAGCCAGCCACCGACACAGCUAUGAAGAGAAGGGCAGGAGAUACAGGGACACAGUGGAGGAGAGACUGUCAAAGCUGCAGAAGCACAAUGCAGAGCUGGCGUUGCAGAAAGAGCAGGCAGAGCAGACGCUGCAAGAGAAGACUCAGGAGCUGAAAGAAAAAAUGGACAAGCUCACCAGGCAGCUCUUCGAUGACGUGCAAAAAGAGGAGCAGCAAAGACUACUCCUUGAAAAAAGUUUUGAACUGAAAACACAAGCCUAUGAGAAGCAGAUAGAGUCUCUGAGAGAAGAAAUUAAAGCCCUCAAGGACGAGAGGACACAGCUCCAUCAUCAGCUGGAGGAGGGACGGGUCACCUCUGACAGCCUGAAGGGGGAGGUGACUCGCCUGAGCAGGCAGGCAAAGACCAUCUCAGAGUUUGAGAAGGAGAUAGAGCUGCUGCAGGCCCAGAAGAUAGAUGUGGAAAAGCACGUGCAGUCACAGAAACGGGAGAUGAGAGAACGGAUGUCAGAGGUCACCAAACAGCUUCUGGAGAGCUAUGACAUUGAAGAUGUUAGAAGCAGGCUCUCUGUGGAAGAUCUGGAACACUUAAAUGAAGAUGGAGAACUUUGGUUUGCCUACGAAGGACUAAAGAAAGCAACUCGUGUUCUGGAGAGCCAUUUCCAGUCUCAGAAGGAUGGCUACGAAAAAGAGAUUGAAGGUCUGAACUUCAAAGUAGUGCACCUGAGCCAAGAAAUCAACCACCUACAGAAACUGUUCAGAGAAGAGACGGGCAUCAAUGAAAGCAUCCGUCACGAAGUCACCAGGCUGACAUCAGAAAACAUGAUGAUUCCAGACUUCAAGCAGCAGAUUGCAGAGCUGGAGAGGCAGAAGCAGGACCUUGAGUCCCGCCUGAAAGAGCAGACAGAGAAGAUGGAAGGAAGGCUGGAAGAGUCAUCAGGUCACCUAAAUCGAGCCCGAGAAGAGGAAGGAAUACAGGCCAAGGCGAUGGAAGCUGAAGGGAAAGAGAGGCCGAUCCAAGAACUGCAGGAGGCCGGCGAGUUCCUGAAGGAGCAGUCAGAAGCUGAAGGGGAAGUCAGUCGUGUUCUCCAGCAAGAGGCCUCUCGGCUGUCUUUGGAGAACAGGGAUCUUGAGGAAGAAUUGGACCUGAAGGACAGAGUGAUUAAAAAGCUACAGGAUCAAGUCAAGACCUUGACCAAGACAAUUGAAAAAGCCAACGAUGUACACCUGCCCUCAGGACCCAAAGAGUACCUCGGAAUGCUGGAGUACAAGAAAGAAGACGAGGCCAAGAUCAUUCAGAACCUAAUUCUUGACCUGAAGCCCCGAGGUGUGGUGGUAAACAUGAUCCCCGGGCUGCCAGCUCACAUCCUGUUCAUGUGUGUGCGGUAUGCAGACUCCCUAAACGAUGCCAACAUGCUCAAGUCCCUCAUGAACAGUGCCAUCAACGGCAUCAAGCACGUGGUUAAGGAACAUUUUGAAGAUUUGGAGAUGCUGUCCUUCUGGCUGUCCAACACUUGUCAUUUCCUCAACUGCCUGAAGCAGUACAGUGGGGAAGAGGAAUUCAUGAAGUAUAACAGCCCACAGCAGAAUAAGAACUGCUUGAACAAUUUUGAUCUUACAGAAUACAGACAGAUUCUGAGUGAUGUGGCUAUUCGGAUUUAUCACCAGUUCAUCGUUGUGAUGGAAAACAGCAUCCAGCCAAUAAUAGUGCCAGGCAUGCUGGAGUACGAGAGUCUGCAGGGCAUUUCCGGCCUGAAGCCCACUGGUUUCCGGAAGCGCUCAUCCAGCAUUGAUGACACAGAUGCCUACACCAUGACAUCUGUGCUGCAGCAGCUGAGCUACUUCUACAGCACCAUGUGUCAGAACGGCCUGGACCCCGAGCUCGUGAGGCAGGUGGUGAAGCAGCUGUUCUACCUCAUCGGGGCGGUGACCCUCAACAGCCUCCUCCUGCGGAAGGACAUGUGCUCCUGCAGGAAGGGGAUGCAGAUCAGGUGCAACAUCAGCUACUUAGAAGAAUGGCUGAAAGAUAAGAAUUUGCAGAACAGCUCAGCCAAGGACACUCUGGAGCCCCUCUCCCAGGCAGCCUGGUUGCUCCAGGUCAAGAAGACCACAGACAGCGAUGCCAAGGAGAUCUCUGAAUGCUGCACCUCCCUGUCUGCAGUGCAGAUCAUAAAGAUCCUUAAUUCAUACACACCUAUAGACGACUUCGAGAAAAGAGUCGCUCCAUCCUUUGUUCGCAAAGUACAGGCUCUUCUGAAUAACCGGGGUGACUCAUCCCAGCUGAUGCUGGACGCCAAAUACCUUUUUCAAGUCACAUUUCCUUUCACCGCCUCACCGCACGCCCUGGAGAUGACCCAGAUCCCCAGCAGCUUCAAGCUCGGCUUUCUCCGGAGACUGUAGCAGGGGAAGAGCUGGGUAGAGGUUCCCUGGAGCCCUGAGGGCAGGUCCAACAGAGGGGCGUGCAUUCACCAGAGCCAGGGCUGUGAUGGAGUCUGAGGAGGGAAGCCCACGCCUCACCUGUCUCCAGUGAUGCCAUGCAGCCGGCUGGCAUGGGGAAAGUUCUUGCUUCUGAUCUCAGUGACUAUGGCUGCAACUCCUGAAGGCCCAGUUUUAUUCCCAGUGCCUUUGUGUAUCCCCCUACCCACAUAUAUGAGUGAAAUCUGGGGGCACUGCCGCUCCCCAGGUUUCUAAGGUUCCCGUGAAGUCAGGAGAUGCUUAUGAAGCCACAGGUGAGUUCCGUGCCUGGACCUUCUGUGAAAAACUCCCACUUGGCCGCUGGAACAAAGUCUUCUUGACCAUUGCAGCUGGCGGG